UCGCGGCACGCGGAGCCCCGCAGGUUGCGCCGAGCAGGGCCGCGCCAUGGCGGCGGACGGCCAUGGCGGUGGGCGGGAGCUGCUCGCCCUCAUCCACCAGCACCUGCUCCGCGGCGGCUACGCCCGGGCGGCCCGCGAACUGCAGGCGCAGAGCGGGCAGAAGUUGCUCCCUUCCCUUGCGGCCUCUCUCGAGGACAUCUUUACCCACUGGGAAAAAACUCCCUCGAAUUCCAGAAGAAGAAAGGUGAGUGAUGAAGAGACAGCCAUCCCAGAAAAGAUCAGAGUUCCUGAUCCUGUGAGCAGCUCUGAGAGCUCAGAGAAAGAAGAGGAUGAGAAAGAGAAGGUGAAAGCUGCAAAUGCAGCCAGCCUUUCCCUGGCCACAAACUCAGCAGUAGAUGUAGAAAGCAGUGAAGAUGAUGACUCUUCAUCAGAAGAGGAGACACCGGCUGGAAAAGGUGCAGUUACGGUGACGCGAGCUGUGGUGAGUGGCAAUGCUGCCAACUCCCUGCAUUCUCCUAACAAACCCACCACCCCAGCAGGCAAAGCAGCGGUACUCUCUGCUGCAAAUAGAACUGUGGUCUCAAAUAAGCAGCAGCCCAAUGCACUAGCUUCAUCUGCUGCUCCAUCCAAGGCUGGCCAGAAACUGCCCAGUCCUGGGAAGCCUGGACAUGCUGCAACAGCCAUGGCCAAAGUAGGUCAAAGCAAAGCACCAGUAAUGACCAAAGCACCAGAAAGCUCCAGCAGCAGCUCCUCAUCAGAGAGUGAGGGGGAGGAAAAAGAGACGCCGACUGUGAAGGCCCCAGUCCCCAAAGUGGAGCCGAAGCAGGCAGCUGGGGCCACUGAGAGCAGCAGUGAGGAAUCAAGUGAUGAGACAUCCUCUGAGGAGGAGCUUGCAGCUCCAGUGGUUCAGGCAAAACCAGCUAUGAAAACAGUGCAGGUUAAUGCAGCACCUGUGAAAAGUGCACCUGCUGCUCCAGUGUCCCUCAAGAAGAAUGCAGUGCGGCAAACAGCACUGGCACCAAACCAGGCCAAACCUGCACCCACAACGGUUCCUGGGGCUGCAAAGCCUGAUGACACAUCAGAGAGUAGCGACUCAUCAGACAGCGAAGAUGAGGAACUUCCAUCAGUAACCCAAACAAAGCCACUUCCGAAAUCCUCCCAGGCCAUCCCAUCCCCAGUGAAACCUACACCAGCAGCGUCACCCUCUGGCAAAGCAGCUCCAACAAAACCACUUUCAGUGUCCCAAGGGAAGCCAGCACUGAAACCAGCAGUGCCAAAGCAGGCUAAAACCACACUGGGAAGGACUGCUGCCCCCACAAAGCCUGCAGAAAGUACGAAGCCAGUGGAGAGCUCUGACUCCUCAGGCAGUGAAGAAGCAGAUCUCCCUGUGCCUAUCAGCCAGAAGAGGUUAACAGAACAGCCUGGGCCUGUUCCCAACCGCAGCCAGACUGCUAAAGCUGGGUUGGCUGAAAAAGUAGUGGGAAGCACCUUGAAAAGCCAGGCCUCAGAAAGUGAGAGCAGUGACUCGUCUGACAGUGAAGAGGAGUCCCCUGCUGCACAGACACAGCCUCCACAAGCUGUGAAAACUGAUGCUGCGCCCCAGCCAACAAAUGUGAAGAAGGCACCACCCCAGGCAGCAGCCCCUCCACCUGUCAACAGCAGCGAUGAUUCUAGCGAGGAGUCAGGUUCAGAGGAAGAAAUAGUCCCCCCUUCACAGGCCCCCACUCCUUGCCUAAAGCAAAUGGUUCCUGUGAGAAAAGCUCCCCCAGCCAAUGCUGGCACUGUGCAAGCUGCUUCGCUCCUGGGAAGUCCCAUCGCCAAGUCGGGGAAGCCAGGCCUGCAGCCAGCGCAGGAUGCCCAGCCGAGCCAGGCCACACUACCCACCCAGGCAGAGGAGACCUCGGACAGUAGCAGUUCCUCAGACAGCGAUGAGGAGGAGACACCCAAGCAGCCCCCCAAACCCGCAGGCUCACUGCAGAAACCAGGAGGGACCCAGCCAGCCCACAGCUCCUCCUCAGAGUCCAGUGAGGAGGAGGAGGAGGCGGCAGUGUCACAGUCCCUCCUCACAGGCUAUCUGGGCCUCUCCAGGACCCCAGCAGCACCCCAAGCACCAAAGACUGUUCCCCCCCAGCCUGUAGGCAAAGUGGGGCAAGGAAAAGCAGCCAUGACUGCUGCAAACUCCCUCACCAAGGCCCCUGUGAAAGCAGCCCCGGCCAACAGCUCCAGCAGUGAAAGCAGUGACUCUGACACAGACGUUGACCAGGUGGCUGCAAACCACAAAGCAGAAAACAACCCCGCUCCAGGGCAGGAAGCCACUCGAGCCUCUAACAAAGAGAAUGUAGCAGGAAAAGCAGAGCCAGGUCAUGCCAGCCUCAAACCUUCCCCAGUCAAGAAAGCCGUGGCAGUGAAAGAGAAUGAUGUUGGGACAAAAGGGGCACAGGUGACCCCACAGUCACAUGCACUGUUCUCCAACCCACAGUCGGAGUCAGGCUUGGGGAGUGAAACUGCUGCCAAAGCUCCUGCAGGGCAAACACUGGAAGGGUCGGAAGGGAAAAAGAAGAAGAAGAAAAAGGAGAAAAAAGAAAAGAAGGAAAAGAAGAAAUCUUCCUCCACAGCAGACAAGACUGGGAAAACAUCUAAGAGCAAAGACAAAGAGAAUAAGAAGCAGAAAACAUCUCAGAAGCGGAAACUGCCUGCAGAGGAUGCGGCUGUUGGGCAGCCCAAAGAGAAGAAGCAGAAAGGGCAAGCUAAUGAAGAAGUACCCAAAAAGAAAAAGAAGAAAGCAGCUGGUGACCUGGAGAAGUUGCCAGGCAGCAAGGAAAAGAAAAAAUUGGCUAAAAAAAAAAAGGCUGGAAAGGAAAAGAAGAAGAGCAAAAAGGUGUCUUCAGAAGGGGAGCCUGUAGCAGAUGGUUCUGCUGAGGUUCACAAGAAGAAGAAGAAGAAGAAAACAGCUGAUCCUGAAGGAUUGUGAGAAGGUACCGCAACCCUGUGAUUAAGGAUUUAUGGGUGAAGAUCAAACAGAAGAGAGGAAAAGGAAGCUCAUCAGGAGAAUUCCAACUUUUUUUUUAAAUAAUUUAUAACUUCUUUUAACUGUGACUUUUAGAGCAGAGUGUUGUAACUUUCUGCCUUUUCCUGCCCCGCUGGGGCCCAGAGACAUGUUUAUUGCCCCUCUUGACAGCUUACCUGUUGCACAAGAACUGAACUAAAGGAGGCAGUUUGACCAGAGGAGAGCCAGCUUGCAUAAACUGCCCUCCUAGUUGGCACCCAGCCAUCUCUUUCUCUUUUCUCACCACAGAGCUAUAUUUUUAAGAGAAACUUUUACCUCCUUUUUUUUUUUUCCUCUCUUCCUCCUUCUGUGAUUUGUGGAGUCAGUCCUUUUGCUACUAUGGGUUUACUUUUUAUUCUAACACUGACAGCAGCAAUUACCGUGUCCCUGGAGUUGCACUGAACAGCUGUGGCCAGCAGCUGUUCUUGGCCAAGGAGGUAUAAUUUUUUGUGGUUUUUUUUAUGGAAUACAAAAUAAAAAAAACAGAACGGUGA
Messenger RNA from Phalacrocorax carbo (great cormorant), 3540 nucleotides. Lineage: Eukaryota; Metazoa; Chordata; Aves; Suliformes; Phalacrocoracidae. The record is from RefSeq and is a predicted model, not a curated record.